AUGGGAGGCUUUCUAUCAAAAAGUUUAUAUGGUUUUGGACCUUGUAAAUAUAAUAAUGUUAGUACUGGUGAUUAUGGUGAAUCUUUUAUAAAUAAAUCAUUAGAAUCAGAUGAUACAUUUCAUUUGAAUCAUCAUAUACAAAGAGAAUUAUGGAAAUCUAAUUUUUCUUCUCCAGUUGAAGAUUUACUAAAAAAUGGCAGCGCCAAAGUUUUAGAUGUUGGUUGUGGGCUAGGAACUUUUUUAUGUGAAAUAUCAUCAGAUUAUCCAAAAUCAGAAUUUAUUGGAAUUGAUGUACUGUCGUUGUUUCCAACAAUUAAACCAUUCAAUGUUAACUUUAUAAAAAAAAAUAUUAUAGAUGGUUUACCAUUUGAAGACAACUCAUUUGACUUUGUACACAUCAGAUCUUUAUUUUAUGAUUUCACAGAGUCUCAAUGGAUGAAUAUUAUUUACAAAGAAACAUUGAGAGUACUUAAACCUGGUGGCUGGCUAGAAAUUGCUGACCCAGAAACGAGAGCUUAUAAUACUGGUCCAUUGACUGAUUUUUUGCUCAAAUCAAUAUCUAAAGAUAUAAGUUUAAGAAAUAUAAGUUCUUGUAUUGUUGACAACCAUGAAUCAAAUCUUCGUACAAUUAUUUCUAACAACAAAAAUAUUAAUGAACAAAAGGAAAAAAUAGUCAUACAUCACGAUAAAAAACUUUACCAGAUUGGUAAAUGGUCAGGGAAGAUUGGAGAAGCAACAUCGAUAUUUGUGAUUGGGUAUUUUAGAAAUUAUUUAAUAAAUAAAGGAAAAAAAAAGGGAAUCUUAAAAUCAUACAAUAAAAAUUUCUUCAACAACAACAACAACAAUAAUAAGGAUAAUGACAAUAAUCAUGAAAAAUUAAAAAAAUUAAAAGAUUAUGAACAAUUACUAAAACUUAUAUCUAACGAAUUUGAAAUUUAUAAAACUUAUACUGAGGUUUCAAAAAAAUUAGAUGCUGAUGAUAUUAGAUUAUUAAUAAUAAAAAAGGAGGGUUUCUUAAAAGAAUCAACAAAAAUUAAUCAAGAAUCAUUUCCAAAUAGUGACAAAAAUGAGGAUGAGUGUGACAGACUUUUGCUGUUAUUAAAAUUAAAACCAUCACAAAAUAGAAAAUGGUUAUUUAAUGGAGAAAACAUCUCAAAAAAUCUUCAAAGCAAAAAAAAUAAGGGAAUAAAAAGACAAACUUGCUCACUUGACUAUGGAAUUCUAAAUAUUCAAGAUCCCCUUGCAAAUAGAUAUCUGUCAAAUAAUUUUAUUGAGCAUUACAAAAAGUUUAGUGUAGAUGAUAGCAAAGAUUAUAUAACAAUAGAUGAUAUUGGAACAAAAAUCAAAAAACUCUGUCUUAUAUCAGAUAAUUUGGUCCCUGAAAAAAAGAAAGAAUUUGAAAUAUUUCUAGAAUAUUUAAAAAAUUAUGAAAAUAUUAUGACAUUACUUCUUCUUGAAGAAGCAUUAGAAAAUAAUUAUAUAAUUAAGUUUAAUCAAGAAAAAUAUUUGAAAAAAUGGGCUUUUGAGACCUUUAAUUGCUUUCAUCUACUUUAUUCAUCUGGCAGACUACACUAUAACAUGUCAGAACAAGAAUUAAAUAUGUUUGUAUAUUCACAAAUAUUUGACAAAUUAUUUCUUUUUGAAAGAGACUUAGAAUUCAGAAAUGGGGAGAUAGAAUCAAAUGCUGUUGUCAAUGUAAAAAAUUAUACCAAGUUGACUGGUGAAAAAUGUAAACAUGGUAAUAAAGUAGAUGGCAUGAUAACUAGUAAAAGUAUACCUAUCCAAUGGUUUUGGAAGGAGCUUAAACAUAAGGAAUCAUCUAAAUCUGAUGAAGACAAAAUAAAAUUAGAAAAUGGGGUCAAGUAUUUGUUGGUGAAUUUAUUCUUGGAAAUACCAACUGAUUCACAAGAUAAAUUCCAUGAUCUUGAAGUGUAUGUUGUGCAGGCUAUUGCAAGAUGGUUAUAUGAAGGUUUAAUUGUAAUGUAUCCAAUUUUCUCUGGAAGAAUUCCUUCUGGCCCAGAAGGCAUCCCACUAGUUGUUGAUUCUUUGAAAAAGCUUGCAGCUUUAAAGAAUAGAAUUGAUGAAAAUAUUAAAAAGUUUUAUCAAAUAAUCUCAGAAACUAAUCAAAGAAAAUUUCCCAGUCCUCCAAAGAUAAUUAAAUAUAUUUAA
Messenger RNA from Entrophospora candida, 2169 nucleotides. The record is from the annotation of a GenBank genome assembly. Lineage: Eukaryota; Fungi; Glomeromycota; Glomeromycetes; Entrophosporales; Entrophosporaceae.